Molecule: messenger RNA, 1341 nt
Organism: Talaromyces marneffei
Lineage: Eukaryota; Fungi; Ascomycota; Eurotiomycetes; Eurotiales; Trichocomaceae
Exons: 1
Coding region: 1-1341 (446 amino acids)
Molecular function (GO): oxidoreductase activity
Source: RefSeq, a predicted model, not a curated record
AUGGCGACUUCUCCCAUUUACCUUGACCCCUCGCACGUUGGCAUUAUCAACGUUGCUGAUAUCUCAUCCGCCUCGCUUGCAGAAUGUAACCGCUUGUUGAUGAAGAAUCACGAGGAGUUUCACAUGUUCUUCCGUGAUACCGCAGGCCACAAUCAUAUCGUCCACAGUCUCCUCACAAUUCUGUCUUUGGGAGCCGAUCCCAAGGAAUUACAGGAUCGCUACGAUGAUGGAACCCCGAUUCAGCGGCCUAUGCCUGACAUUGAUCAUGACCUGCUCAAGCGGUUCUCAGAUCCAGAGGUGGUUUUGAACACCAUCGGUGUGAUCACGCAAUAUCACACAUUCCUUGAGUUCUUCAAAGGCGAGAUAGCUGCGAAGGGAUGGAAAGAAACCGUCCAAGAAUACGUGUUUGCCCGUACGAAGAUUGCUGAUACUAUACUUGCGCGUAUGUAUGAGGGUGCAUAUCAUCCAAUCAUUCACUUGGGGCUUGGAAUUGAGUUUCAGCAGCCCCUUAUUAUCGCUGAAGCUCUUGCUCAAGCAGCAGCUCAUGAUAAUAGCAACAUUGGCACACUAUUCCAGAGUGCCGAAGCCGAAGCAAGCAUCGCUUAUCCCACCGCAAGGCCAAAGUCUAUGAUCCAGCUAAUCAAUGAGGUGCGUGCUAAUGAUACUAUUCGCACUGCACCUCGCUGGACCGAUUUUGGCAACAAGAUGCGCGAUGGCAUUAUCGGUCGUGCAGGCGAGGCCAUGUCGAGCUUGGCCUCGCAGUUUCGGAUUAAAAAUGAUGAGAAAGAGCUACAGAGAAGGACUGCUGAAAUGAUCAACACAUGCGCUUUCUUUGCUGGCGCUUCUCAGCAUGAAGGGCGUAAGAAGAAAAUUGAUUUCUUCUACAUGCAUAACGUGACUAGCAGUCUUUUCUUUUCUAUUUUUAUCCAUCAGGACUGGAUCAAAUUAGAAGACCGUGUGCGUCUAGUCGAGUGGAAGGUACGACUAGAUCUCGCAUGGUAUGCUGUCUCUGGAUGUGCUGCACUUGAUGAGAAAUGGAUCUCCGAGUAUUCAAACCCUGAGAGUGAUGGAAUGGGAUGGGAUGAGCUAUUUACUGCGGUGAUUAAAGAGCAUGAUGAUGGACAUGCAGCAAAAUUCAUCCGUGCUCUCAAGAAUGGACAGCAGGAGUGCAAAGAAUUUGAACAGGGCGAGUGGGAGACGUAUUUUCCUAUCAAAGGUGAUAUGUGGCUCAAAUUAGCGAGGAUGUGCCAGGAUACAACCAAGAAUCUGCCCACUGAUCUCAAGUGGGUGCCAUUCACGGGUUUUGACCAGCCUUGGAAGAGACCUGACUUGGCAAACUAA